Molecule: messenger RNA, 3716 nt
Organism: Petromyzon marinus (sea lamprey)
Lineage: Eukaryota; Metazoa; Chordata; Hyperoartia; Petromyzontiformes; Petromyzontidae
Product: procollagen-lysine,2-oxoglutarate 5-dioxygenase 2-like
Biological process (GO): peptidyl-lysine hydroxylation
Cellular component (GO): endoplasmic reticulum
Molecular function (GO): procollagen-lysine 5-dioxygenase activity; iron ion binding; L-ascorbic acid binding
Source: RefSeq, a predicted model, not a curated record
GUGAGAAGGGGGAACCGCGUCACGCGGAGUGAAGUCGAGCUGCGAGGAGGAAUCAUCUCAGCAUCUUCCUUCCCUCUCUCUUUCUCUCAUCAGCCAGAGAGGAGCUCCCGCACGCACCCGCCACGCUCCCUCCCUCCAUGAGCGCGGACAAGCAAGCGACUCGCCCACUCAGACAGGCGCGUGACGCGAUCCCGUGAAGAACACACACACACCGUGAAGAACACACACCACACACAGCAGCAAGCAUUGCCACCGUCGUCCGCAUCACCGUUCACUGCUGCUUCCACGCCUGCUGGUGCUCCUUGGUUGUUGGUGGUGGUGGUGGUGCCGCUAACAGAGCCCUUGCCCAAACAUCCUGAGCGAGACUACUCGGUUGGGGAGGAGCGGCGGUGGUGGUGGUGGGGGAAUAUUUGUGUUCGUGUGGCUGGGGCCACCCCCAAAAAAUCUGUGGCAGCGUCCGUGUGUGGCUGGAGUUGGCCAUGAUGGAUCUGGGACGCGGGGGCGCUUCGCUGGGGCUCUGCUCGCUCUGCCUGUGGUAUCUCCUCGCCUGCACCGCGCCUGCUCCUGGGUGCAAGGGGGACGGCAUCUCUCCCGACAACCUGCUGGUGGUCACCGUCGCCACCAAUCGGACGGAUGGAUUCGAGCGCUUCAUGCGGACGGCAAAAUACUUCAACUACUCCGUGCAGGUGCUGGGGAUGGGCGAUGCGUGGAAGGGCGGCGAUGUCGACCGCUCCAUCGGGGGUGGCCAGAAGGUGCGGUUGCUCAAGGAGGAGAUGGAGAAACACAAGGAGAGGGACGACCUGGUGGUGUUGGUCGUGGACAGCUACGACCUGAUCUUCGCGAGCGGCCCCUCGGAGCUGCUGCGCAAGUUCCAGCAGACGGGCCACCGGCUCGUCUUCUCCGCCGAGGCGCUCGUGUGGCCCGACCGGCGCCUCGCUGACAAGUACCCGCACGUGCGCAGCGGGAAGCGCUUCCUCAACUCCGGGGGCGUUGUGGGCCUCGCCCCGGCCCUGCACCAGGUGGUGUCUCAGUGGGAGCUGCGAGAUGACGACGACGAUCAGCUCUUCUACACCAAGGUCUACAUCGACCCGGCCAAGCGGAGCAAAAUAAACAUCACCCUGGACCACAAGUGUCGCAUCUUUCAGAACCUCAACGGAGCUGUAGAUGAGAGGCGCGUGUCUGGUGAAGACGAGGUGGUGCUCAAGUUUGAGACCGGGCGUGUGCGGGCGCGGAACACGGCCUACGACACCCUGCCCGUCGUGAUCCACGGCAACGGCCCUACCAAGAUGCAGCUGAACUACCUGGCCAACUACAUCCCCAACAGCUGGACGUUCGAGACGGGAUGCGGGGUCUGUGACGAUGGCGUCGUGGACUUAUCGGCCCUGACCGCCGAGGAGGAUUUCCCGCGCGUGAUCGUUGGCGUCUUCAUCGAGCAGCCGACGCCAUUCCUGCCCGAAUUCCUGGAGCGUCUCGCCGCCAUGGAUUACCCGGGGAAGCGCAUCACCCUCUUCAUCCACAACCGUGAGGUGGUGCACGAACCGGCGCUGGCGGCGUUCUGGGCGCGCCACAGCGGCGCCUUCGCCGGGGCCAAGGUGAUCGGGCCGGAGGAGGGGCUCACUCCCGGGGAGGCCCGGAACCUCGGCAUGUCAUCAUGCCGGGACGACCCCACGUGCGACUUCUACUUCAGCCUGGAUGCGGACGUGGUGCUCACCAACCGGGCCACCCUCAGAAUCCUCCUGCAGCAGAACCGGAAAAUCGUGUCCCCACUGUUAACCCGAGCCGGCAAACUGUGGUCCAACUUCUGGGGAGCCCUGAGCCCCGACGGCUUCUACGCACGCUCCGAGGACUACGUGGACAUCGUGCAGCGGAAACGCACGGGCGUGUGGAACGUGCCCUACCUGGCAAGCGCUUACCUGGUGCAGGGCACGCUGCUGCGCGGAGAGAUGAGGAAGCCGGACGUGUUCGUGCGCGACAACACUGACCCGGACAUGGUCUUCUGCCGCCGUGCACGCGACCUGGGAGUCUUCAUGUACCUGACGAACCACCACGAAUUCGGACGUCUCAUCUCAACGGAGAAUUACAACACCACCCACCUGCACAACGACCUGUGGCAGAUCUUUGAGAACCAAGUGGACUGGCAAGAGAAGUACAUCCAUCCCAACUGGACCAACAUCUUCACUGACGACUCCAUCAUGAAGCAGCCGUGCCCCGACGUCUUCUGGUUCCCGAUCUUCUCGGACGUCAUGUGCGACCACCUGGUGGAGGAGAUGGAGCACUACGGCCAAUGGUCCGGAGGGUCCAACAAGGACGAACGCAUCUCGGGCGGCUACGAGAACGUCCCCACCAUCGACAUCCACAUGACCCAGGUGAACUUCGAGCGCGAGUGGCUCAAGUUCCUGCGCGACUACAUCGCGCCCGUCACCACCAAGCUCUUCGCUGGCUACUACCCCAAGGCGUACGCGGUGAUGAACUUCAUCGUUCGUUACCGCCCGGACGAGCAACCGUCGCUGAGGCCGCACCACGACUCGUCCACGUUCACCAUCAACGUGGCGCUCAACCACGCCGGCAUCGACUUCCAGGGUGGCGGAAGCCGCUUCAUCCGGUACAACUGCUCCGUGACGUCGCCCAUCAAGGGCUGGACGCUGCUGCACCCGGGCCGCCUCACGCACUACCACGAGGGCCUGCCAACCACGGGCGGCACGCGCUACAUCGCCAUCUCCUUCAUCGACCCCUGAGGGCCUCCUCCCACCCCUACUCCGCACACCCCCCCCCCCCCCCAACUCAUGGCUGGCGUCUCUCGCGGGGUGACAAAGGGUUGGGUACAGCCAGCCCAAUCGUUCAAGGCCGUGCAGGGAAAUUCAUGGAACAUCGGCCACCCCCCCCACUAGCAGGGAUAAUUAGAUUUAGUACGAAGAUUGCAAUGCUUUUCUUUUUUUUUUAAUCCCACGGUCCCUUUUGCAACGGCUUGCGUUGUUUAGUGUGGCGCGCUGUAAAUCUGGCAUUGUUUUAAAUCCCACGCAAAAAUAAAUAAAACGCACCUGGGCCUCGAAUGGAGCGCAUUCACAAAAUGCUUUUUAAACACCGCCACCACGCCCAAAAGCAUCUCGUCUAAAUUUUUAAAAAUAAAUUAUUAUUGACAAGAUGCCAAAUAAGCCACGUUCCUAUAAACCGUAAAGCCACAACCGUGUUCAGUGUUAUUACCGUCCUGACAUUUCCUAGGCUAGAGCUUGUCGAAGGGACCUGGGGUAUUGUGUGUCGGGAGCGUUUUAUUAAAUGUUUAAGUCGCACGGCCUCAAAGCGCACCUAGCCUGGCACAAGCGCUGUGGUGACGCCAGUGGCAUUUAGUUUAAGAGUAGCGUGGAUGUGUUUUCUCAACUUUGCAAUUUUGUUUGACCUCGUGCCGUUCAAGCUUUUGUCGACGAGCCUGGCGGACUUCAGUUGAGGCGUUAAGGUGCUAAUAGCGUUAAAAUGGGCAACGUGUUUGGGCUGACAUAGUAGGUCAGGGUAAGUGCGGUUUUGUUUGUGCUACGAGUUUCAGGAUUUGGCUGAUCACUGUGCCUCUCCGUUAGGUAGGGCAGGUAACACCCUCCCCGUUCGAAUCGUAAUUUCAAGGGGCACGUUCUGCAAACCCUGCGCAUUAAAAUCGUAAUCGUGCACGAUGCCCCGGUCGUGGCCGUUAAUAAGAAACAAUUCCAUAUUGGAAAGAAAAAAAAAAA